AAGCGCUCCCUCACAAUGCCAUAACAUCUUUGGAGUCUCCUGGCCCUUUGGCCUGUUCAAAUGGAUGAAGUAAAGUCAAACAGUUUGGACGACAGCGAAGAUCACCAGUCCAACACGUUCCGAAUUUUUUCAUACAAAGUCAAGAGGUGUUCACGCAGCAGGCCCCAUGACUGGACACAGUGCCCCUUCAGCCACUCAGGCGAGAAAGCAAAGCGGAGAGACCCCAGGCGGUUUGCCUACACGGGAGCGGCCUGCCCAGACUACCGAAAGAAUGCCAGCUGCCGUCGAGGGGACAAAUGCCCAUUUGCGCACGGCGUGUUCGAGAGCUGGCUGCACCCCUCUCGCUACCGCACGCAGUGCUGCACGGAUGGCGUUGCGUGCAAGCGCCGCGUGUGCUUCUUCGCCCACCAGGAAUCGGAGCUGCGGAAGCCCGAGGACGAUCCUGCCUUGCUUGCAGCGCAGCUGCAAGCGGAGGCCCUCGCAAGCACGGAAACGUAUCAGCAGAUCUUGGCCUCAGCAAGCCUGGACUCGGUGCCAGAGGCACUUCCUGCAAGCAAUGCCAACCCACAGCUGAACCUUGCGAUCCUGCAGUCGCUGCUGCAGAACAACGGCGCAGCUGCGCAGCGGCUGCCGAUUAACUGGGCUGUGGACGGCGAAUCUCAGGAGCGCGGCCGCAUGUACCAGCUGCAGGCUCUGCUGGCUGCUCUGCAGCUGCGGGCACCUGCCCCGCUGCCGCCGCAGCCCGCGCACAGUGACGCGCUCAGCAACCUGGACAGGAUCGAGCUCGGUCGCCUGCUGGCCGCCAACCAGGCACUUGUGCAGCAGCAGGCGGAGCGUGAGAUGCUGCAGCGGAGCUCGUUUGAGGCGGUGCGGCGCAACAGCAUGUCAUCUGACGCCGGCAUGGGCUCAGACCUGGGCCGCCAAGACUCCUACUUGAGCCACAGCGGUGUUGGCUUGCCCAACAAUGGCGAUGGUGGGUACGGGGACGGCAGAGGGAACGCGCGCAACAACUUCUCGCCUGGCGUUCGCCGCAUGUCCAUGGACAACGCAAGAUCCCAGAUCAACGGCAGCGCCGGCCUGGACCCGAGGAUUCUGGCGGCGCUGGCGGCGGCGCAGAGAGUGAACGCCCCGGGAGGCCAGCCCCAGGGCAGGAAUACCGCGGCGUACAGGCGCUCGGUCGACAUGGGCAUGCUGGCGCACGCGGCGGCGAUGGGCGGAGCCGGCCGCCACGGAGGGAACAGCGCCGGCUUCCCCAAGCAGUUUGGCGAGCAGACCUCCAUUCCCGAGGGCAGCCCGGGCAUUGAGUCCAGCGCGCAGCCGCAGCAAGAGGCUACGGCCCUCGCAAAUGCCUUCAACCAGGGCCCAGGGGUGAUCGAUGGCUUCAUGGCAGGCGCGCGGCAGCCGCCGGGCAUGGAGCAGCUGAUUGGGCUCGCCCCCGCAGACCAGGCCGCACUCAGCGCCAGCGUGCUUCAGAGCCAGGACUCCCUUGGCAACUUCCAGCGUGCACCGAGCGGCUACGGCAGCGCCCAGAUCAACGGGCAGAGCCAGGAGGUGCGGAGGUAUCUGGAGCAGCUGGGCGGGCAGCACUCGGGUCAGCUGACAAGGCAGGCGUCGGAUAUGAGCACGCAGGGCAGCGGGCACUUUGCUUUGUCCGGGCUGGGCAGCUUCGGGCACUUUAUCAGCGAGGGCUCCGGCCCGCUCAGCAGCCUCGGGCAGGCCUCCAGCGGCCUGGGCAGUUUUGGGCAGCCUCUGCCGCAAGCCUCCGGACACAUCGGCCCCAUGCAAAACCACAUUGGCCAGCCGCGUUACAGCCCGGCCCGGCACUCGUUCAGCUCGGCAGACAGCCUUGGCCGCCUCUCGGACGUGCAGCAGCAGCAGCAGCAGGCACACAUGGAGGAUGCGAUCAACAACGGGGGCUGGGGGGGCGCCCCCAUGACUGAGGGGGGAGACCCCCAGCCCCGCGGGGGGUACCAGGGGAACAACGCCGGUGGGCCGCCGGCGGAGAGGGGCUUGGCAGCUUCCCUGCUCCACCCUGAGGAGGGCGCCAGGGCUGGUGAGGAGCAGUACGUUGGCAGUGGCAGCUCCACGCCGUCCCGCGGGCCACCCACACCCGGCGUCGCGCCGCAGCAUGGGAUGAUGUCACCGCGCGAGCAGCCGCCAUCCAUGCACAGCUCCCUCUAUGCCAGCUCCCCGGCCUCCCACACCACCACUUACGAGACCAGCCCCAUGAGCAUGGCCAUGGGUCUGACUGGGCAGCCGCCCAUCCCAGAGGAGGGCCCCGGCUGGCCGCACACCCUGCAGCAGCAGCAGCAGGCCGCGUCUGCUGGAGCGUGCCAUGCGCGCAGGAUGCCCACUCUCCUGGAGCAGCUGCAGCUCUAUGAGCGCCAGCGCCACAGCUCCAUGCCCCACUUCCACGCGCAUGCCUCGCUGGCAAUGGCCCGUAACACCUCCUUUGAGAGCCUGUCCGCGGAGCUGCCGAGGAGCAUCUCCGACAUGAAUCUGGCAGACCACAAUCUCGGCAGCGCGCGCAUGCCUACUAGCAUCCCCGCCAGCAGCACCUGA
This is a messenger RNA of Coccomyxa subellipsoidea C-169, 2562 nucleotides long. RefSeq lists its product as hypothetical. The coding region runs from base 61 to 2562 and encodes 833 amino acids. NCBI's taxonomy places the organism in Eukaryota, Viridiplantae, Chlorophyta, Trebouxiophyceae, Coccomyxaceae. The transcript has 15 exons. Gene Ontology annotation, molecular function: metal ion binding. The record is from RefSeq and is a predicted model, not a curated record.